Messenger RNA from Colletotrichum abscissum, 717 nucleotides. RefSeq lists its product as uncharacterized. Gene Ontology annotation, molecular function: transcription cis-regulatory region binding; DNA-binding transcription factor activity, RNA polymerase II-specific; zinc ion binding. The transcript has 2 exons. Gene Ontology annotation, biological process: positive regulation of transcription by RNA polymerase II. The record is from RefSeq and is a predicted model, not a curated record. Gene Ontology annotation, cellular component: nucleus. Bases 1 to 717 code for a protein of 238 amino acids. Lineage: Eukaryota; Fungi; Ascomycota; Sordariomycetes; Glomerellales; Glomerellaceae.
AUGGGUCGCUCUAGGGGAGGAUGCUCCAAUUGUAAGAGGCGGAAACGGAAAUGCGACGAGACGCGUCCAGAUUGCCGAGCAUGCCAAAGGCGUGGCAUCCAGUGCGAGGGCUAUAACACCACACUCAAGUGGACCAACGGAAUAGCCUCGCGGGGUCGAUUUGCUGGGGCCGCAAUCCCUGACCUUGCUGCGAACAAAGCGAGCGCCAACUCAACUACUUUUGAUAGCUAUCUGCCGAACGCUGAAGAUCCACUACACCACACUGGAUCAUCCUCAGCAUCUCCCGGGGCCGAUACACCGAAGCUGUCCGGGGCCGCUCAAGAAUCAGAUACACCGGGGUCACACUCUGAAAUCUCAUAUUUGGCACCAUCGCCCGGCGGCACCAAUGACCCGAAACGGCAGCUUUUCCAGAAAUUACUGACCAUGUCGCAAGUUCUCAACGCGGGGAUGCACCGACUCUACACCACUGAGAGCUCUGGUUGGAUGAAAUCUCACUUUGUCUCAAUGGCGGAGAAAAGCCAAGCAUUUGCUAUCGUCUGUGGUGCUAUCCAAGCAUACCUAGACGACGGUUUCUCAGUCUCGUCAAUGGAAUACGUCGAUCACGCGCUCCAAACUUUCCGAUCGGAAUUAGAAAGCCGACACAACUCCUUCGAUGGAUCCACCGUCUCUGCUGGCCUGCUUCUCUGUAGUCUAUGUGUAAGUCUCGAAAAAGCAUAG